This is a messenger RNA of Cladocopium goreaui, 2637 nucleotides long. NCBI's taxonomy places the organism in Eukaryota, Dinophyceae, Suessiales, Symbiodiniaceae. The record is from the annotation of a GenBank genome assembly.
AUGCCUCCCAAGAAGCGGGCAUCCGGCGGUGGUGGCGGGACUGCCGGGAAGAAGGCCAAGGGAUCCGACCUACCUGGGAUUCCACCUGAUGCCCAGAAGAUGGCUCACAUGGCUCUCUUUGACCGAUGGCUGUCGGAGAAUGUUUUGGAGAAAGACCAUAGCCUGGACUCCUUCCUAACCGAGAAGCUAGAGACCGAGGAUGUGCAGCGUCAAGUGGCCCAGCUUAUCAUGUUGAAUGGAAUGGUCACCGAUGCCAAUCAACCAGGGGUUGAGAAGUUAGUUGCAACAUUUCUUGUCCCUUCCUGGCUACUUUCCCCAGCUCUGGACAUUGACAUGGAGCAUGGUGGAGCCUACUUGGGUCCCCAAAAGAUCUUUCUGGUCAAAGGAUGGACACGGGCAGUUUGCUGCUUGACCGUUGCCUAUGCCCUCAUGGAUUGCCCCGAACUCCUUCAGGCGACACCUGACGAGGUCAAGAAGUGGCCCGGCGCAUAUGAGAAUGUGUCUACCUUCGCAGCUGCUUACAAUGUCGGGAAGGUGGAAAGCAAAGCGGCCAUCAAUUUACUUCGGCAUGUUCCGUCCUCUGUGAAGUCUGCCCUUACAGCCCUGGUGAGGCGAUUUACCAUGCCGAAGUUCAUAACGCAUGAGCCCUUGGCCCUGGAACUCUUGAACACAGGACAUCAGACAGCUUCAGGAACACUGCAGCCGUGGACCAGGGUGUUGACAAACACAGAACCGCUGUUGCACUUGAUGAUUUCACGCAUGGAGUCGGACUACACAGCUUUGAAACCACAAAUGCGAAAGCCGUGGACUGGCAGCAGUGUUGAAGCCUUGCAGCGGGUGUGUGGAGCCUUCCUGUGCGCAGUGGAGGCAUAUCAAGCUCUUGUUCCCAAAGCGUUUUGUGACAAAACGCUGCCAGACAUCAAGAAGGCGCUCUCGGCACAGUUGCUUCAGACAACAUGGAACCAGAUGGAAUUGCAGUUCCAGUCGGAUGUGAUGAAGAUGCGUGAGUGGGCCCUGAAAUUCGAACUCUUCAGUAAGCAGCAGGCAGCCAUGGACUUCAAGUUCCUGAACGAGCGAUACUUGAAGGGGAAGGAGACGGUUCAGAAGUUUCUCACAGGCAACCACAAGAUGAUUUGCAAUGACAACUUGGUGCUAGGGCAUGGAACCAUAGUCGAGAUGCAGGCAGCCAUGGGCCAGAAUGGGCUCACGAUCCUGAUUGUGGAUGCGACCCUUUGGCCACAACGUCAGCUGUCGAUUGAUGAAGCCAUCUCAGUAUGUCAGAGCGUAUCUUCUGGAAAUCAACGAACCCUGUGCUGGUUCAUGCUCCCCCAGUGGCACAGCUCAACCAGCAAGACCACCGUAGUGAAGAAUCGGAGACUGCUGGAGGACAAAGUGCUUGGGGUUAUGGACGUGUAUGAGGUGGCAGUCAACUUUGCUGAUUCGGCACACCAAGGCAUGGCGAGUAUGGUUGCAGUGCACGGUUCCCCUUUGUGGUCAAGGUCAAAAGCACUUCUUGGAAGUAUCAGCAACAUCGAGCGCAGCAGGGUGAAUGAGUUACAGAACCCUGAGCCGGAGAAACCCCUUGCUCCCCACUGGAGGGUCCAACAGCGUGGAGUCGCAGCAACAAAGAACAUUCUGCUCCAACUCUUGGAUGGAAUGGGAUCGGGAUCGCCCUAUGAACCACUUUUGGUGGUAGACUUGUUGCCAUCGAGGUUUUCUGAAUGGAGCAGCGCCUGUUGGGAACUCCAAAGGGAGAAGCUCCUGUCAGAGUCUUCUGAGGGGCAGACUUGGGAUAUCCGCUUUCUUGGCCUUUUCCACAGCGAUGAUUCCAAGGUGAUGACCACCUGCCAGGAGACUUUGGUGGGCCGAGCAAUGUCUCAGUGGUGGGAUGUAUGUCCCGAGGCUGGAUCGAGGUCCCGUCCCAAUACCAAUUUCCAGGAAGAGAUGCCCCAGUUGGAGGUUUUGACAGUGUCUGAAGAAGGUGUCCUUCAGAUCCCAGAGCUUGUCGCCCAGAAGUAUGCUCCCAGUCAUGCAGAACCCUUGAAUCUUUUGAAGGAGAAGAUUGACGACGAGAUGACAAUUGCCGCUGCUUUGAAAUCCUACAAUGGGGUUUCCAACACAACAUCUUCGGGAAGUGGCACUGCAAACGCAAUGGCCCCUGCCAGGACUGCUGCAUCCCCAGAUUGGGGCAACGAGCCCCCUUUGAAUUUCAGGAAACGGAUUCAGGUGAACUCAAUUUCAAUCAGCGACUUUGACAGUGGACAUACGGUGGAUGCUGCAGCUCCUUUGUCGAGAGAGCCACAGAUUACAGUUGCAGUGACAAGUGCGGGAAACCUAUGGUUGCUGAACCGCACCUCCAAUCAUGUGGAUCUGGGCCAUGGUGAGCUCUUUGGAUUCAACACCGGGAGCUAUGUUGAGAUUCCCUCAGACACUGUCGCCACCGUCACCGACUUCCUGCCUUGGUGUCUGCGAGACGAUCGGACCUUGGUCGCUUUUUGCAAGGGGGAUACCAAAGAGGUUGUCAGCCUUGCGGAGGUCAUGUGCAUGAUCACCCGAGAGCGUGGCAUUACCGAGUGCCGCGUGAUUGACCACGAGCUGGACAACAAAAUCAAGGCCCGAAAAUCAUCGAAAAUCUAA